AUAAAGGGAGGUGGUGUUAUCGGGAGAGGAACACAUAGCGAUGAGUUGCGAUCAAACGUAAAUAAACUUAUGUGAUUCUGUAAGUUAAGGGUUUUAUAUAAAUAAAUAAACGGACAUUUUGACAUUUUAAAUAUCGUAUUCACUUGGGAAGAUUUCGGACAUUAUACAAUGUGUUGCGCGUUACGUGUUGCAUACAUCGUUUCAUUUGUGCGAAGUUUUUAAAUCGUGGCUGCGGACAUUUCUGGAAGGCAAAUACAAGGGACGCGCUGUUUUCGACGACAACAAGAAAAGAUCCAAUCAGGAAAUCAAUCUAGGAUCGGAUUAAAACAGCUUCAGUGAAGACUUAGAUUGGCUAUUGGGUGAUAGAACAUGUAUACACUGCAUAAGUUAGAUGGGAAAUACCCAUAUCAAUAUGACAACAUAUGUCACCAUUAAAGAGAACAAAACAUCGUUUUGAUACAAUACCUUAUCUUGAUCUAUUUUUAGAUAAAGCAUUUAAAUAUAAAAGAUAAUAGGUAUUUCCAUAAUGUGAAUACUGACAGCAAAUGGUCGGGAGAAAAUGUACUUUUAGUAUGCCUUAUUCAUGUAUAAACUUCCCGUUUCUGUAAACGAAUUAAGCUCCCGAUAUUUAUUUUGAUACUUAUUUAUAAAUCUAAAUGACUGAUUGGAAGGCAAAUGUAUAAUAAAUAACCAAUACUAUGGAGGAACAUAUUAAUGAAUCACUCGGUUAUUCCAUGAUAAAUUUCACGUACGGGAACAUGUCUAAUUUUACAGUUCAAACGAAUAAAUUGGAUGAUUUAAACAUGGCUCAGUUUCGCAUUAAACUUCCGGCUUUUUUAUAUACUAUCGCACUCAUGGUCGUCGGGACCCCGGGGAAUAUUUUAGUGCUGUAUGUUUACUUCUUUAAAUGGCGGAGAAGUACGUCAAGAAUGUUCAUUCUUUUUUUAACGUCGUUGGAUUUAAUCAAUUGUGUAACAACGUUACCUAUGGAAAUAUAUAUAAUGCGUUUUUCGAUUGUCAUCGAUAUACCGUGGCUUUGUAAAAUAUCACGAUUUUCUACUUACACAAUGAACAGUUCAUCUGCCGCAAUUUUGGUCGCCAUAGCCGUUGACAGAUUCCGAAGAAUAUGUCGUCCCCACGGGCCACAAUUUAAUGCGACAAAUUCAAAAUAUAUUUGUAUUGGUUGUAUUCUAGUAGCUUUGGGAUUAUAUUCUUGGCCGUCACUGCUGUUUUACGGCACGCGGACAAUACAAAUAAACGGCAUCUCCGGAAAGUCGUGUCUUCUUGAAAAUCAGUAUGAUAACUCACUAUAUCCAAAAUUAUAUUUCGCAUUCCAUAUUAUAAGUACAAUGAUAGUGUUUUCUGUACUUUCGAUCCUAUAUUAUUUUGUUGGACUUCAAGUUUGUAGACAUAGAAAAAUGAGAUUGCGACGAAAAGCUGAGAAUGAACGUGUGAGAAGUUUGAUUCAACAAGAGCAAGGUUCUAUAGCCAAAGAAGAAACAUUGUUGCAAGACUCAGAUUCUGCGGAACUAGCAAAAAAUCAAAACCAUGAAGCAAAUUCAACAGAUCCAUCCCAAACUAACUGCAUUGAACUGUUAACUUUACCAGUGGAUCCAAAAGCAGAAAUAUCAACAUCGACUAUUGAAAGUUCAGUCAAUACAAGUGUUAAUGCAACAUUGUUGGCUACGGAACCAAUGCGAACAUCCGAUGCAUCUGAUAAGAGACGUAAGCGGAGCAACCAAAAGACGUUUAGCAAACGCAAUGGUUGCCUAAGAGACUCAUUAAACAUGUCCAAUGGCUCGUAUUGCAUGAAUAUGAAGAUACGAAUAGGGCGCUCAACUCUAAUGUUGUUUCUGAUAACACUAGCAUAUAUUGUCAGCUUUCUGCCAUUCUUUGUAAUCGCUGUGCUGCGACAGACUGAAAGUAGUUUUAUUGUAGAGUUAAAUGAAUUCGGAAUCGCUAUGUAUCAACUUUGUCUUAGAUCGUACUUGCUGUCUUGCGCAAUUAAUCCGAUUAUUUAUUCGUUCUGUAAUGCUCAAUUCAGAGCAUUUUGUUUUGACACGUUUAGACGUAAGCAAGUAACAAGCAUUCGCUAAAUGUUGCGAUGUUUAUUUUUUCUGGCGUCAUGUUGCGUCAGUGAUGGUAGUAUUUUUAAUUUCGAAUACACAAUUUAAACAUAGUAUUUUCAAAUAUCUAAACACCUUUCAUUGUGUGUAUUACUUGCAUAACUUGUAUUAUUAUGUAGUUUGUUUGCUUUAAAAUCGAUUGAGCUGACAAUGGCCGUAAACAUUAUUUAGAUGUGGAAUAAAAUGAAUACCUGAACAAUGAUAAUCAGAGUGGUAUUUUGUAUAUAGUGUUGUAAAAUAUACUCUGUUGAUGUGCGUUUAUGCUGUAUAUAUUUAGCCUUUACAUUGUACAUGUAAUAUAUUGAGCUGUAUGUAACAUU
This is a messenger RNA of Dreissena polymorpha, 2446 nucleotides long. RefSeq names its product muscarinic acetylcholine receptor M4-like. Bases 699 to 2096 code for a protein of 465 amino acids. Gene Ontology annotation, molecular function: neuropeptide receptor activity. The transcript is spliced from 2 exons. Lineage: Eukaryota; Metazoa; Mollusca; Bivalvia; Myida; Dreissenidae. Gene Ontology annotation, biological process: neuropeptide signaling pathway. Gene Ontology annotation, cellular component: membrane. The record is from RefSeq and is a predicted model, not a curated record.